AUGGCUACCAAUAUUCAACCCCUUCCAAAGCUGGAGGUUCCCUACUCUCAGCACGUGGUCGACGUUUCCGUCAUUGACAGCAUGACCUAUGUUCGUUAUCCUUUGAAUUUCUUCUUGAAAAAUCCCCUUCCUGGUCACGAGAACCUAGAAUGCCCUUCUUUUGUCUUUCUAGUCCGGCAUCUAUCAGGGAAGAAAGAAAGUAUCUCUAAGUAUACUUUAAAUAUAAAGUCUAAAAAGGAUAUUACCCAGAUUCUUCGAGAGGAUAGGACUAUCUCGCUAGAUAAGAUCAAUUCUAUUAUUUGGAGCUACUGGCAUACUAAUUAUGUCAAUGAUUUAUUUACCUUUCCCUUUAGCAUAGAACUUAUUAGGCAUGCAGUAGGGCAUAUAUGUAGCCUGGUAUGCACUUCUCUGUCUAUAUUUAUUUUUAUAGGCAGUAAUAGCUAUUAUUAUUAUAGCAGCCUAAGACCUACAAUUUACCCGAAGCAUAGCUGCAUAGAGCCAUACUAUAGUCAUUUAGAGCAGGCUCAUGGGCGAGAUGUCGCUAAGGCAGCAGAUACUAUUGAUAAAAUGAUUAUCUUCGAUGCUAGCGAGGACGUUUUUGUUAUUCUUGCGUAUAACAAGACCCUGCUAGAUGUCAUGGACUUCUUUCCUAAGAGUGCCAAUAGAUAG
Messenger RNA from Fusarium oxysporum Fo47, 669 nucleotides. RefSeq lists its product as uncharacterized. Lineage: Eukaryota; Fungi; Ascomycota; Sordariomycetes; Hypocreales; Nectriaceae. The record is from RefSeq and is a predicted model, not a curated record. The coding region runs from base 1 to 669 and encodes 222 amino acids. The transcript is spliced from 5 exons.